AUGGCCUUCUCCCUAAGCAAGAGAGUAGCUUGCUCUCAACUCUCCAAGCUUGCUGCUCCCUCACAACGAGCUUCCCUGACUUCGCGACGAUAUGCCAGUGCUGCUACUGCUGUGCCCACUUCUUCCAGUAUUCCCGUUCAAGAUGACACCCAGAUUCGUCACGAAGUCUCUGUACCCAACCCAGACCCUUCCUCCGACUCGCCGACGGCGACAUUUCUGAACCAGUCGACUCCCUAUAUGGUCCCUACCUAUGUUCGACCCCCGCCAAUGAUGGUACAAGGAGAAGGGUGUACUUUGUAUGAUAAUGAAAAUAGACAAUAUCUGGAUUUCACUGCUGGCAUAGCAGUUACUUCUUUGGGCCACAACGAUCCUGAAAUUACCAGACUGAUCGCCCACCAGGCACAACGAUUGAUCCAUGCAUCUAACCUCUAUCACAACCCCUGGACCCCAACACUCUCCAAAGCCUUGAUCGAGGAGACCCAGAAGCAAUCGCCUGGUUCGCCUCUGACUCAGGUCUUUAUCUCAAAUUCGGGCUCUGAGGCCAACGAAGCCGCGCUGAAAUUUGCUCGCAAGGUGACCUAUGCAAAAGAUCCAGAGACAAAGCAGCGAGACAUUGUGUCAUUUCAUGGAUCUUUCCAUGGCCGCACUUAUGGCUCGCUCUCGGCCACUCCGAACAAGAAAUACCAGGCUCCGUUUGGUCCCAUGUUGUCUGGGUUCCGUUAUGGAAAGUUCAAUGACGUUGAGGGUGUUCAAGAGUUGAUCACCGAGAACACUGCAGGAGUGAUUGUCGAACCAAUUCAGGGUGAAGGGGGUGUCAAUGUUGCCACCCCGGCGUUCCUUCAGGCCCUUCGCAAGCGGUGUGACGAGGUCGGUGCGAUUCUCAUAUUCGACGAGAUUCAAUGUGGCCUGUCAAGGACUGGAGACCUCUGGGCAUACACUGCAUCUGGCGUGCACCCCGAUAUUCUAACAACCGCCAAAGCUUUGGGCAACGGUAUCCCUAUUGGAGCCACCCUCGUGUCAGGCAAGACCGUCGCUCCGUACAUCAAGACGGGCGACCACGGAACAACCUUUGGCGGCAAUCCUUUGGCUUGCCGAGUCGCUCAUCACGUCUUUGGUCGACUCGCCAAGCCUCAAUUACAGGAAGAAGUUCGAAUCAAGUCGACUCUCUUCUUCAGCGCCUUUGAAACUAUGAAGGAAAAGUUCCCGGGCGUCUUCUCAGAAGUCAGGGGCAAAGGUCUUAUUGUCGGUUAUCAGCUGUCCGACUCCGCAAAGGAGAAAGCGACAGAGGUCAUAACUGCUGCACGAGAAAGGGGUCUUCUAAUUAUCACUGCAGGGGACGGUGUCCUCAGAAUUGUUCCUCCACUUGUGAUCUCGCACGAGGAGAUCAACAAAGGGCUUGCCAUCCUCGAGGAUGCCUUGAACGUCGUUUUUAAGAAGCUAAAUUAA
Messenger RNA from Fonsecaea nubica, 1446 nucleotides. RefSeq lists its product as hypothetical. The transcript has a single exon. The record is from RefSeq and is a predicted model, not a curated record. Gene Ontology annotation, molecular function: transaminase activity; identical protein binding; pyridoxal phosphate binding. Gene Ontology annotation, biological process: arginine metabolic process. Lineage: Eukaryota; Fungi; Ascomycota; Eurotiomycetes; Chaetothyriales; Herpotrichiellaceae. Bases 1 to 1446 code for a protein of 481 amino acids. Gene Ontology annotation, cellular component: mitochondrial matrix.